AUGGUCAAGAAGGCCAUUGAUGCCCGCAUCCCCGCCCUGAUCCGCAACGGAGCCCAGGAGCGGAAGCGCAGCUUUUUCGUCGUCGUCGGAGACCACCAGAAGGAUGUCAUCGUCAACCUCUACCACAUCCUGCUGAACGUCGACGUCAAGCUGAAUAAGAGCGUGCUGUGGGCAUACAAGAAUAAGCUCUUGGGCUUCAGCAGCCACCGCAAGAAGCGCGAAAAGAAGAUCAAGAAGGAGAUCAAGCGGGGCAUCCGGGACGCCGACGAGGGCGAUCCAUUCGAGCUGUUCAUCUCCACCCAGAACAUCCGCUAUGUCUACUACAAAGAGACGGAGAAGAUUCUGGGAAACACCUUCGGCAUGUGCAUCCUGCAGGACUUCGAGGCCCUGACUCCCAACCUGCUCGCACGCACCAUCGAGACUGUCGAGGGCGGCGGUCUCGUCAUCCUGCUGCUCAAGAACAUGACCAGCUUGAAGCAGCUCUAUACCAUGUCCAUGGAUGUGCACUCUCGCUAUCGCACCGAGGCCCACGGCGACGUCGUCGCCCGCUUCAACGAGCGCUUCAUUCUCUCCCUCGGCAGCUGCGAGUCGUGUUUGGUUGUCGACGACGAGCUGAACGUCCUUCCCAUCUCUGGCGGCAAGAACGUGCGCCAGCUGCCGCCCCCCGACCCAGAGCUCGAGGGAAAGACGCCCCAGGCGAAGGAGCUGGAGGAAAUCAAGGAAUCGCUCGCCGACUCUCAGCCCGUCGGCUCCCUGGUCUCCCUCGCCCGCACCGUGGACCAGGCCAAGGGUCUGUUGACCUUCAUCGAUGCUAUCGCCGAGAAGACGCUCCAAAGCACCGUUACCCUGACUGCUGCGAGAGGUCGGGGUAAAUCUGCUGCGCUCGGUGUCGCCGUCGCCGCUGCCGUCGCCCAUGGCUACAGCAACAUCUUCAUCACCGCCCCGAGUCCCGAGAACUUGAAGACCUUCUUCGAAUUCGUCUUCAAAGGCUUUGACGCGCUGGAAUACAUGGACCACGUCGACUAUUCCAUCAUCCAAUCCACGAACCCCGAUUUCAACAAGGCCAUUGUUCGCGUCAAUGUGCAUCGCCAGCACAGACAGACGAUCCAAUACAUUCAGCCGCAGGAUGCCCAUGUUCUGGGCCAGGCUGAGCUGUUGGUCAUCGAUGAGGCCGCCGCUAUCCCCCUGCCUUUGGUUCAGAAGCUGAUGGGUCCUUAUCUGGUUUUCAUGGCAUCGACAAUCAACGGUUACGAGGGAACUGGAAGGUCACUGUCUCUCAAACUCAUCCAAAAACUGAGAGAGCAAUCUCGAGGUGGCUCCAAGAAGAGCGCCGACCAGGUCAUUGCCGACCGCUCGACCGGAAGGGAGGCGAAGAAUGGAUCCGAUUCUGUCGCGUCUGGCCGUUCGCUCCGCGAAAUCACUCUUGCCGAAUCCAUCAGAUACGCACCGGGCGAUGCUGUGGAAAAGUGGAUGAACAAGCUGCUGUGCCUUGAUGCAACUCUCCCUCGUUCAAGGAUGAACACUCAGGGAUGCCCUGACCCGUCCAAAUGCCAGCUUUUGCACGUUAACCGAGAUACCCUGUUUUCCUUCCACCCCGUUUCCGAAAAGUUCCUGCAACAGAUGAUGGCUCUAUACGUGGCAAGCCACUACAAGAACUCUCCUAAUGAUCUGCAACUCAUGUCCGAUGCCCCGGCCCAUCAACUGUUCGCUCUGGUUCCUCCCGUCGACGAGGGUAGCAACAAGCUUCCGGAACCUCUCUGCGUCAUUCAAGUUGCCAUGGAGGGCCAAAUUAGCCGAGAGAGUGUGCUGAGCAGCUUGAGUCGGGGCCAGCGGGCCGGUGGUGAUCUUAUCCCUUGGCUCGUCAGCCAACAGUUCCAAGACGAUGAGUUCGCCGGUCUUUCGGGUGCUCGUGUCGUCCGCAUUGCGACAAACCCCGACUACAUCGGCAUGGGAUACGGUCGCAAGGCCAUCGAACUUCUCACCGAUUUCUACCAGGGCAAGUUCACCAGCUUGUCUGAAGUCGACCCUGUCGAGGAGGAGACCAUGGUUCGCGUGACGGACGAGGAGUUGGAGGAGUCGAACCUCUUGCAAGACAACGUCAAGGUCCGCGACAUUACCGCAAUGCCACCCCUUUUCGCUCGUCUGUCCGAGAGGAAGCCUCCAGCCCUCGACUGGAUGGGUGUGAGCUACGGCCUCACAAAGGAGCUCCAGCGAUUCUGGAAGCGCUCCUCCUUCGUGCCCGUCUACCUCCGCCAAACCGCCAACGACCUCACCGGCGAACACACGUGCGUCAUGCUGCGCACCCUGGACACCCCCACGAACGCGGACCCCAGCUGGCUCGGCGCCUUCUCGCGCGACUUCCAGCGCCGCUUCCUCUCCCUCCUCUCCUACCAGUUCCGCACCUUCGAGUCCCCCCUCGCCCUCAGCCUCAACGAGGCCGCCUCUUCGGGCAUCAAGCACGACACAUCCGCCCCGCCCACGCCGCUCACCAAACCCGAGCUCGACGCCCUCUUCUCCCCCUUCGACCUCAAGCGCCUCGACAGCUACGCCAACAACAUGCUCGACUACCACGUCAUCCUCGACCUGCUCCCCGCCAUCGCACACCUCUACUUCCUCGGCCGCCUCGCCAGCCUCAAGCUCUCCGGCCUGCAGACGGCCCUCCUCCUCGCCAUCGGCCUGCAGCGCCGCACGCUCGACGACGUCGGCCGCGAGCUCGACCUCAGCAGCUCCCAGAUCCUCGCCAUGUUCAUCAAGACCGUGCGCAAGAUCUCGGCGCACUUCCGCGCCCUGGUCGAGGGCGCCGUCGCGGAGGAGCUGCCGGACGCGCUUGAGGAGGAAGAGAGGGAGGAUGCGCAUCAUGAUGCUGGUGAAGUGGCAGCGGAGAAGGCGGCGACGAGAAAGUUCCAGCCGCUUGCGCAGAGCUUGGGCGAGGAGCUCGAGGAGGAGGCGGACGAGGUGAGGCGCGCGGAGAGGGAGAGGAUGAGGAGCAUGAUUGAUGCGUUGCCUUUGGAUCAGUACGCCAUGGCGUCGAACGACGCGCACGACUGGACCGAGGCCGAGAAGCAGGUUUCGAAGGCGGCGCGCGACGGCCGCAAGAGCACGACUGUCAGCAUCAAGUCGAAGAAUGGAGGAGGGUCGAAGCGGAAGGCGGGCGAGGCGGUCGAGGAGGCGUUGAAGGAGGCGGAGGCGGUGAAAGAGAAGAAAGGGAAGAAGGGGAAGCAUAGGUGA
Messenger RNA from Diplodia corticola, 3228 nucleotides. RefSeq names its product nucleolar atpase kre33. The transcript has 2 exons. Gene Ontology annotation, molecular function: tRNA binding; 18S rRNA cytidine N-acetyltransferase activity; ATP binding. The record is from RefSeq and is a predicted model, not a curated record. Gene Ontology annotation, biological process: rRNA acetylation involved in maturation of SSU-rRNA. Gene Ontology annotation, cellular component: nucleolus; 90S preribosome. Lineage: Eukaryota; Fungi; Ascomycota; Dothideomycetes; Botryosphaeriales; Botryosphaeriaceae. Bases 1 to 3228 code for a protein of 1075 amino acids.